Molecule: messenger RNA, 1126 nt
Organism: Poecilia reticulata (guppy)
Lineage: Eukaryota; Metazoa; Chordata; Actinopteri; Cyprinodontiformes; Poeciliidae
Source: RefSeq, a predicted model, not a curated record
GAUGAGGCACAGUCUGCUCUGCAUGCUGGGAUAUUUCUGUAUCAAAGCAACUCUGACAGCAGACAGAACAACGACACUAGCAGAGGUUUCUCACAGGGUCUCAGUGAUUCUCCAUCCCAGCUGGCCUCAGAUCUACAGAGAAGAGACAGUCAUUUUGAGAUGUCAGAUCCAGGAAGCUGGAGGAACUGAGUGGACGUAUGAAUGGAAAACAACCAAUAGAAAGUCUCUAAUACCCUGUGAAUACAUGAACUUCUCAGCUACUGAGGCUCACAGUGGAGAAUACAGCUGUAGAGGAAGAAGAGAAGGGUUUACACCAUGGAGUGAAGUUAUUAAACUGACUGUAUCGUCUCCCCCUCAGCCUGUCCUCUCUGUGUCUCCAUCAUGGCUGAAUCCUGGAGCCUCAGUGACUCUGAGCUGUGAGGUUCAACCUCAGGAUGCAGGAUGGAGGUUCUACUGGUAUAAAGCUGUUCCUGAUCCAUUCAGCCGCUACACCUAUGAGCUGCUUCCUGGCAGCACCAAUGGUACCGAGCAGAAUUCCUUCAUCAUUAAUGGACCGACUCGCACAGCAGGAUUUGGGUGCAGAGCAGGAAGAGGAGAACCAAAGUUUUACACUUAUUACAGUGAACCAAAGUUUAUCUGGUCUGCAGAUCCUGGUCCAGCAGCUUCUCUCUCAGUGAAUCCUGACAGAGUUCAACACUUCAGGUCUGAAUCUGUGACUCUGAGCUGUGAGGGAAACUCUGCUGAGUGGAGAGUGAUGAAGUUUACAGAAACAGAACUGUCAGACUGCUCCAAGUGGGGCAGGAUCAGUGGAUCUAAGUGUGUCAUCGUCAUAGACCAGAAUCAUACUGGAGUUUACUGGUGUGAGUCUGGGACAGGAGAGUUCAGCAACACAGUGAACAUCACUGCACGGACUGUGUCCGGUCCCGUCAGCUCUUUACGUCUAGUGCUGCUGAUCAUUGGACCAAUUAGUGGAAUCCUUCUCAUAAUUCUCCUGCUCUCGUUGUGGCGCUGCACCAGAUUGUUUCUGACAGAGAGGCGCAGUCAGAGCUCCACCACCAGCCAUGCAGCACAUCAGUCUGGAAGUCAGGUUUACAGCGCUCUGCUGCAGGGUUGGUCACAGAAUUAA